AUGACCUCGAUCAUGGGCACGGAUUUCGAAACGAAGGCAAGGUAUUGUGAUCUGAAUAUCCAAAAUCUGGGGACGUUGGGAGUAGUAUGCUCAGCUUAUGACUCGAUCACACAUCACAAAGUCGCCAUAAAAAAGAUCAGCAAGCCGUUUAAAAGCAGUGUCUUGGCAAGAAACACUUUCAGGGAAGUCUUUCUGCUAAGUAAGCUCCGACACACCAACGUCCGUGUGGCAUGA
This is a messenger RNA of Penicillium antarcticum, 234 nucleotides long. RefSeq lists its product as uncharacterized. The transcript is spliced from 2 exons. The coding region runs from base 1 to 234 and encodes 77 amino acids. NCBI's taxonomy places the organism in Eukaryota, Fungi, Ascomycota, Eurotiomycetes, Eurotiales, Aspergillaceae. The record is from RefSeq and is a predicted model, not a curated record.